GGGAACCAUGGAGCGUCUAGCAAUGUCAGUGCUACAGUUUGGUGAUCAGGAUUAUGACCAUGAACACACAAGUGUUUCUGAUGCUAAGAAUAAAUCAUUCCUCAAGUUCUUACAUAAAGUAGAUGAAGGAUAUGCUACAACAGGUGUGGACUCUAAUGUACAGCCUGGCGGAGAUUUGAACAACUACCUGAGGGAUUUAAAAUCUAGUUCAAGCAAUCACUCGGGGAACAUGCGUAUUUCAAAAAGUCGAGAAUCACUUGAACUGCAGGCAAUUUUACGAGGGUUAGACAACACUGGUAACUGGCCGCUAUCUUACUCGCAAGAUGGUGCAAGUGAUCGACAAAGUGUUGGUCAAUUCACACGCCCUGUAUCGAGGGUUUCCUCUCGUGGAGCGUCACCAGGUUACCGGUAUUGUUUAUUGAGGAAAAGGUUUUAUUCGGUGUGGCCCCCAUCGACACCUAGAUCAUCCUACCAGGUAUUGUCUGCAAAAAAACUUUGCGCUUCUAUACGAUCAGGCAGUUAUCUAGGACGUCCCUCUUCAACAGUUUCAGUCAAUGAUGAUGAUGAUGAUAUUUUGGAAAGUGACGCUGGUCAGGUUACCUCAGCAACUAUCUGUAGACCAGUAUGGACACCUGCAGAAUCAAUGGAUGAUUCUCUCUUGGACGCACGUCAUGAUGACACUGAUUCUGAUGGAGGAAAACGUAGGGGGAAAGAACGCUCAUUUCUUACUAAUAACUCUCAAUUAUAUAAAGUUGAUGAAGAAAAUACAUCAGAAGUUAAAUCUUAUCGAUCUGGCAGAUCUGGCAGAAAAUCUCGUUCAAAGAGAUCAAAAUCAGGAACCGGCUCGGAAGAAGAGUCAUAUUCGAAAGGUUUACGGACAAAGAGUGAUGAUGCUGUAUCAGUCAAUGAGUUUUCAUUACCAAUGUUAGAAUCAGACCGUCUGCUUGGCCAGGAGAAAGAUGAUAGCAACCAAGAAGGUAACCAGACUAUAAACGAUGAACAGACUGGUUUUAGUGGUUCUACUGGCUCUUACUCUGACAUUUUAGCUUCAAAUCCAAACUCUAGGCCAGCAACUGCUGCCCAGUCUAGGCCUGCUUCUUCUACUAAACUCUCUAGACCAUCUUCAGCUCUAGCUAGACCUGCAUCUGCUGUAAAACAAGAAGAAAAAGAUGAUAAAAUGGGUAAAGUAGCUGUUGAUAUAAACUCUAAGAGUAACAAUGAUACAAUUGAUGUGGCUGUAAAAGCUGGUUCUAAAAUUGAUCAAAUUAAGAUAAGUAAAACAGAUGAUAGCAUUGAAGAGAAGAGUGAGGUUGUAAAACUGCCAGAAAAGGCUGUUGUGAAAGAUGUUGAAGUAAAAUCAGUUGAGAUUGAAAGAAAUGGUGCUGAAGUGAAAGGCAAAGAAGAAAAGGCAUUAAAGAAUGAUCGUAGACCAAGUGGUGCUAAAGUUGAAGAGAAGAAACAACCAGUUCCAAAAGCUGGGAAAAAUGUAAAUGAAAGGAAAACUGUAGGGAAACAGGUUACUCCAGGAAGAGGUGUACCUCCAAAACUUCCCAAGUCUGAAAAGAAAGCAACAGAAAGAGAUACUUCUUCAAAAGCAGGUCUUAAUAAAACUGUAUUAGAAGGUGAAGGGUUGUUAGAGAAUAUUUCUGAACCUGUUAGUAAGCUAGAUCCUGUCUCUGGUGAUGGGCACAUGGAAGUUGAUGGUGAUCUAGCAAAGGUCAUGAAAGGUCAUGAUAAUACAGAUGCCCAUGCUAUUGCAGCAGAAUUGGAUGCUCUUGGACUCCGAAAGAAAAGUAAAGGAGAGUUGACAUAUCCUUUGCUAGCACCAGGAAAACGACCAAAAGCUCCUCCAGAGAAAGCCAAGAUUCCAGAUCAUAUAGCCGAGGCUCUAAACAGGCAGACAGAUGCUUCCAUAGAAUACCUAGAACAAGAUCUUGAAAGAAGAGGAUUUUUGAAAGAUGGAAAAGUGACAGCAUUGGUUGGAGAGACAUUGUCAGGACCGACCCUCGAGGCUGUAGGUGAGGGUUUGACAGAGGAAGAGCUUGAACUUGCCAAACAAAUACUUCAGCAAAAAUUAGAUGAGGCUAAAGGUACACUUGAUGGUAAGCAACCUGCAGCUAAAGUUAAAGGUAAGAAACCAGCUGCAGGUAAGCCAGGGAAGAAGGGAGGAAAGAAGGGAAAAGGCAAGUCGAUCGAGGAGGAGAAAUCUCAAGAAGAAUUAGAUAGAGAGGCAAUUCGUGAAAAACAUGAGCAAGAGAAAAAGCUUGAAUACCUGAAGAUGCGUGAACAGGAGGCUGCAGAGCUUCAGAAAAAGAUUGCUGAGAAACAGCGCAUGUUGAAGGAGCAGAAUGACCUUAGCAGUGCAAGGUCAAAGGAGUUACAAGAAGAGAUGGAGAGGUUAGAGAGGGAAGCCGAGGCUAUACAGAGGGCCGAGGAUGAGGCGAGGGAAAUCCUUGCAGAUGUACGCAAAAAACAAAGGGAGGAGCGCGAGACAAGAAGGAAAGCUGAUCUAGAACGCAAGAAACAAGAGGCAUUAGACAGACGUGAACGAGAGAAGAAAGAAAUGGAAGAUAAGAGACGUAAAGAGAUGGAGAUGAUGGAGAAGAUAGCAGAUGCUGAGAUGAGGCGAAGAAUGAAAGAAGAGGAAGAAAGAAGAAUAGACGAGGAAGAAAGACUUGCUCAAGAGAAAUAUGAGGAGGAGAUGCGGGAGGCACAGAGGAUGGAGGAAGAGGAGGAGGAAAGAUUGAAGGAGUUAGAGAGACAGGCCGAGGAGGAGGCAAUGCAGAGGCUGAUUGAGGAGAGAGAGGCUGCUGAGAGGGAACGAAGGAGACUAAGAGAGGAGGAGGAGGCCUUACGAGAUGCUGAAAACAUUAGAAGACAAGCAAUGGAAGAAGAACAUCAAAGACUGGAGGCAGAGAGAAGAAAAAUGCAGGAAGCUGAGGACGCUAAGAGGGAGGCUGAGAGACAGAGAUUAUUAGAGCUUCGUCGUCUAGAACAAGAAGCGAGAAUAAAGAUGCAGGAGGAAAUUGAGAAACGACGUACUGACGCACUCGCAAGACGCGACUAUAAUCUCGAGAACAGACAACAUGUAGAUAAACUUAGACACUACCAAGGUAUAACUAGAGCAUGGACGUUUUCCUACUUUGUUCAGUGGCCUAGGGAAACAUAUGAAAGUCAUGGAAGGCGUAAGCUUGAGAGGAGGAAUAGACCUAUUGGAGCAGGUGAUCCACGCAAGGUAGUUAAAAUAAAUAAUCCUAAACCGAAAAAACCUGCUGAUGUUCCACCGGAAUCUGGAGAAGCACCUGCACCGGCUAUACCGUGAUAUUUCAAACAUUUUCAACCAGAUAAUUUACCACAUCUUCUGCUAAUGUAAAAAUGUUUCGGAAAUCAUGUUCAACAUUUUUCCAGUUAAAAAUUUUUAUUCAGUCAAUGUCACAGUCUGUCAGGGAGAAAUGUUUCACUUUUAUAUUAUCUCUCUUAAACAGCCUCGAUCAAACUGAUUUUGCAAUUUUUUAUAUAUAAUGUUGUUGUUUUCAUUGCUACCAUGGAGUGACCCCAUUUCAGGAAUUUUUUCAAAAACAUUUCAGUUUUAUUGAUAAGUCUGGUAAAAUGGAAAUAUAUACUUGAAAUUAAAAAAGAUUUUAAGUAAUGAAAUAUUAGUUCUUAAAGAAUUAUGAACAGUUAUGUUGAAUUUUAAUGUCUGUUUAUCUGUGAUGUUAGGGUAAAAUUUGUUAUGCUGUGAUAAACCAGUUGUCAUUAUAAUUAUAGAAUUAUGUUGCUUAAUAGAUAUUUGUUAUACUAUAUAGUCUUUGAUAAGAGUUUAUUUUAUUUAUUAAACCAUACAUUAAAUUUUAUUUAAUGAAACUUUACUGUUUUUUUAUUGAAGAUUUUUAUUCUCACUAGCAUAGACAAACUGAAAUCCUUUUUCAUUUUACUGCCAGUUUCUAUUCUGUCUGUAUGCCUACUUACAUUUUUUACAUGUAUAUAUAUUUCUGUGUGCACUUGUUACCAUGGUUUUCUGUUGUAAAUGUGCCUUUAUUAUUAUGUAAGCAAUAUAUACAAUAUACAACAAUAAAUUUUUCAAAUUUU
Ruditapes philippinarum (Manila clam) is the source of this 4089-nucleotide messenger RNA. RefSeq names its product trichohyalin-like. Lineage: Eukaryota; Metazoa; Mollusca; Bivalvia; Venerida; Veneridae. The coding region runs from base 8 to 3322 and encodes 1104 amino acids. The record is from RefSeq and is a predicted model, not a curated record. The transcript is spliced from 25 exons.